Messenger RNA from Capra hircus (goat), 4433 nucleotides. It is a transcript of the gene FAR1, whose product is annotated as fatty acyl-CoA reductase 1. Gene Ontology annotation, molecular function: alcohol-forming very long-chain fatty acyl-CoA reductase (NADP+) activity. Lineage: Eukaryota; Metazoa; Chordata; Mammalia; Artiodactyla; Bovidae. The coding region runs from base 154 to 1701 and encodes 515 amino acids. The record is from RefSeq and is a predicted model, not a curated record. Gene Ontology annotation, biological process: long-chain fatty-acyl-CoA metabolic process. Gene Ontology annotation, cellular component: peroxisome. The transcript has 12 exons.
AGCCAAUGGGCUCGCCACUACCAGUCCGCUCUUCAGCAGCCGGUCGGGGGCGGUGGAAGAGCGAGUGAAGAGAGCGCGACGGCGACGGCGGCUGAGCCCUCGCUGGACGGCCAGGAGGAAAGCGAGGCCAGAGCCUCUGCGACUAGGAUCAGAAUGGUUUCCAUCCCAGAAUACUAUGAAGGCAAGAAUGUCCUCCUCACUGGAGCUACUGGUUUCCUAGGGAAGGUACUUCUGGAAAAGUUGCUGAGGUCUUGUCCUAAGGUGAAUUCAGUGUAUGUUUUGGUGAGGCAGAAAGCUGGACAGACACCCCAGGAGCGAGUAGAAGAAGUCAUUAGUUGCAAGCUUUUUGACAGAUUGAGAGAUGAAAAUCCAGAUUUUAGGGAGAAAAUUAUAGCAAUCAACAGUGAACUCACCCAACCUAAACUGGCUCUUAGUGAAGAAGAUAAAGAGAUCAUCAUAGAUUCUACUAAUAUUAUAUUCCACUGUGCAGCUACAGUAAGAUUUAAUGAAAAUUUGAGAGAUGCUGUUCAGUUAAAUGUAAUUGCUACCCGACAGCUUAUUCUGCUUGCACAACAGAUGAAGAAUCUGGAAGUGUUCAUGCAUGUAUCAACGGCAUAUGCCUACUGCAAUCGAAAGCAUAUUGAUGAAGUAGUCUAUCCACCCCCUGUGGAUCCCAAGAAGCUGAUUGAUUCUUUAGAGUGGAUGGAUGAUGGCUUAGUAAAUGAUAUCACACCCAAAUUGAUAGGAGACAGACCUAAUACAUACAUCUACACAAAAGCAUUGGCAGAAUAUGUUGUACAACAAGAAGGAGCAAAGCUAAAUGUGGCGAUUGUAAGGCCAUCAAUUGUUGGUGCCAGUUGGAAAGAACCUUUUCCAGGAUGGAUUGAUAACUUUAAUGGACCAAGUGGUCUUUUUAUUGCGGCAGGGAAAGGAAUUCUUCGAACAAUGCGUGCCUCCAACAAUGCCCUUGCAGAUCUUGUUCCUGUAGAUGUAGUUGUCAACAUGAGUCUUGCGGCAGCCUGGUAUUCCGGAGUAAAUAGACCAAGAAACAUCAUGGUGUAUAACUGUACAACAGGAAGCACUAAUCCCUUCCACUGGGGUGAAGUUGAAUACCAUGUAAUUUCUACUUUCAAGAGGAAUCCUCUCGAACAGGCCUUCAGACGGCCCAAUGUAAAUCUAACCUCCAAUCACCUUUUAUAUCAUUACUGGAUUGCUGUAAGCCAUAAGGCCCCAGCAUUCCUGUAUGAUAUCUACCUCAGGAUGACUGGAAGAAGCCCAAGGAUGAUGAAAACAAUAACUCGUCUUCACAAAGCUAUGGUGUUUCUUGAAUAUUUCACAAGUAAUUCUUGGGUUUGGAAUACUGACAAUGUCAAUAUGUUAAUGAAUCAACUAAACCCUGAAGAUAAAAAGACUUUUAAUAUUGAUGUACGGCAGUUACAUUGGGCAGAAUAUAUAGAGAACUACUGUAUGGGAACUAAGAAAUAUGUACUGAAUGAAGAAAUGUCUGGUCUUCCUGCAGCUAGAAAACAUCUGAACAAGUUGAGAAACAUACGUUACGGUUUCAAUACUAUCCUUGUGAUCCUGAUUUGGCGCAUUUUUAUUGCAAGAUCACAAAUGGCGAGAAACAUCUGGUACUUUGUGGUUAGUCUGUGUUACAAGUUUCUGUCUUACUUCCGAGCAUCCAGCACUAUGAGAUACUGAAGACAAGAAUUUAGCAUUAGAACAUCUAUGCAUAUGGUGGUCUAAAUGCAUAAAAUGUAAAAUGUAUUUAAGUCAUUUCACCUUUUGUCAAGACAUUAAACCAUCUUAGCUCAGAAUGUGGAGUAAAUUAUGGUACAUUUUAUGUAACAUUUUAAUGUAUGCUCAUAAAAGCGUAGUGAAUACACUGUGGUAUGCCAACUCAAAUCUGUAAUAGCCAUCAAAACCAUGAUUUAACAUUUUGAUCCCUGGGGGAAAAGGGUUGGGUAAGGGCAGGAGGGGGAGAUAGGAACACUGACCAGUAUAACUGUGCAAUUCUGGAAUAUACUAAUUAAAAUAUGCCUUAACAUAGAGUGAUUUUCUAAUUAUAAUAUUUAGUGCAGUGGAAAGCAUUUAUUUGGAUGGGAAUACUAGCUAAGUUGGUAGAUAUUUGAUUCUGCAGUGUUUGAUUUUUAUCAUCAGUUGAAGUGAUUUUUAGUUUUGUUAUAAUUACAGCCAAACUAUUUUCACAUCAUCCUGUAAGUUACUGAAUGGUCUCAAAUGUGAAAAACACAUUUUCAUUUUCCUCCUUUCUCUGAUUUGAGGUCUGAUACAUAUCAUUUUCUAUAAGCAAUCAGUUACUUUCAUAAUCAGAAGGCUUAUAUAUUAUUAUAGAGACCCUACUGGAUCUAAAUGAGUUUGAGAAUCCAUAUCAGCAUAUGCCAUGUGUUUUUAGAAGGAAAAUGAAAAUUCACUAAACCUAUUAGUAUUAAGAAAGAAUAAGAGUACAUUUUUCUUGACCACAUUAUGACCAAAUAAAAACCAAUUCUGUGACAUUUUGUUCAUGAUUUGAAGCUGGAUGAUUACUUGAGACUUUGGCAAGCAGGCGUGGGUACAGGGAGGAAUUCAUCAUACUUGUGCUCUCCUCCCUUAAUGAAUUUUAUUAAUAGGACUUUAAAAGGCUUAUACUAUCCAAUUAAAACUGAAAGUACAUUACUGUGGAAUAAUGUAUUUGCAGGUAAUCAUAACAUUAAGAAAAUGUUCUCAUAUGUGUGUAAACACAUACUAACUUUUGACCUUGAGAGCUGAAUUCCUUCAAAAAAAAUAAUGCAUAAAAUAAUGUGUAUAAGAUUAAAUAAAGAACUUUAUUUACAUACCACAUAAAGUAGCAAACUGUUGAAUGAGUUUAAAGAUACCUUUUAUUUUUUGUGCAUGUGGUUUUAGCUUUUAGAAAGAAAUGAAUUAUAGAAACAAGUAAUAGUAAGAAAAUUGAUGUAUAUUUUAAAUGAUACAUUAUAAUUCCCUUUAAAUCUUAAUAGUAGUUAAUUUUCCUUACUGUUGUAACACACAUUUGGUUUAACAGAUCAGCAUAACAUGUUCUAAUUUAGCUGAUCAAGUUGUACUAUAUUUAAAUCAUUAACAGUGUAUCUUGAAUAUGUUUAAUGAAGUCAGUUUACAAUACAAAAAGUUACAUAGAACUUUAAUCUUAAUUUUCUCAUCAAUUCAGAUGCAAUGUAUAAGAAGUUUAUUUUAUUAUUGUGAAAAAAUUAAAUGUAAAGGAAAUCACCUUCUUCCAUGCAGGUGUAUAAUCUUGAAAAGGAAAAUGCUUCCAUGUUGAAGCCAGAUUUUCUGUAGUAAAACUUUUAAAACAUUAUUUUAAAAGAAAUAUGUAUAUAAAUAUAUAUAUAUAUUCUUUGCAGUGAUACUAAAGUCUCUGGUCUAGGACCAUACCUUUUAUAAGGUGUGAGAGACCAUGGCAGUGUCUAAGAAUGGAAUAAAUGAUGAUGCCUUUGAUUUAAAGUGGCCCACAUAAUUAACUAUAGAUGCUCUAACCUUUGAAUGCUCCAUCUCUCCAGUACAUUUCCAUAAUGUGUUGAAAAUAAGCUAACAUUUGUAUGAUUUUUAUACAUCUGCUGACAAUACUUAGAUGACUUAUCUUUGUAUCUUGCAAAAGAAUCAGAUACAACUUUAGCAGGCAUGUGAAGUACAUGGGAGCUUUGAACUCUGUCAUUAUUGUUGUAAUCUAACUUGAGGAAAUGAUAAUUGGGAGGGUGCUAAGGCCACUGCAUUAAUUUUGUGGGUUUAGAAUUCUUUUGUCAAAAGAAAGCUAAUGAAUAAAUUAAUAUGUCAUUCUGGAACUUAAAAGUUUUAAAAUUAGUAUAAAACAUACAUAGGUUGUUAAUCCUCGCCAACUUGACUUUGAGCUUAACUCAAAGAUUUUAGAAAUCAUUUGUAUUGAUGUCAUUUGCUAGACCUGGUUUUUUAGUUCUUUCUGAUUAUAUUUUUACACACAGACUCAAAUUUUAACAGGAUAGCCUGUUGAAUAAAUCUAAUAAAUCAUUUAACUCAUUUGAUAAUAAAGCUACAUUUUAAACAUUUUUUCCCCCCAUUCACUCUUGAUUCUUAUAAUUCUGGCAUAUGCGUUUGUCACUUGUGAAGUCAUUGUAACUAUAAGUAAACUUGACUUGGCAACAUUAAUAUGUUUAAUAACUCAUCGCUGAGAAGCAUGGCAAUACAUUCUUUGACUUGGGGAUGGCAUAAAAUAAACAUUUUCUGAAUCUGUGUAAUAAAGUUUGGAAGCAGGAAGGGAAGAUCUUAUUUCUCUUCCUUUUCUAUGCUUGUCUAUAGGAACUGGUUCAGGGUUUUUUGCUUUUUUGUUUUAAAUGUAAAUCGAUAGUCUUUUAUAAGAAAUAGAAGCAUUAUUGGGUGCCUUUGUUUGUAAACCAAAAAGUAAUAAACGAAUCCCUAUAUUUCCA